AAGGAGAAAAGAAAAAGAUGGAAAUAAAAGGAAGAGAGGAGGAGGAGGAGGAAUAGCCGAGAAGCCACCACCGCCACCGGAGGAGGAGCUCUAUUUAUGCCCUCGCGGCGGCGCCUCCUCUCCCCGCACCCCCCCGCCUCGCCGCUCGCCACCGCGCCCCAGAGGCUGGGAACUUCGAGGAGGAGCAGGAUCCAUGGAGGGUGGAGGCGCAAGAAAUGGCUCGACGACCGGGGCGGCGCGGACAGGGGGGAGUGGGGGUGAUGCUGCUGCUGGUGGUGGUGGUGGCUCCGCCGGGAACGGGAAGCCGCUGCCCCCUUGCUGCGUCAAGGCCAGGGCGGCGGCGCCUGAAUCCGAGGCCAAGUGCCACGCCACCGUGGUGUCCGGAUGGUUCACCGAGCCCCGCUCGCGCGGCGGUAAAACGAGCAAAGUGCAGUAUUACAAUAACCCGAUGUGGCCAGGAGAGGCCCAUUCACUGAAAGUUGAGAAGAUCUUGUAUCAGGGGAAGUCACCAUACCAAGAAGUUUUAGUUUUUGAGUCCUCAACCUAUGGAAAAGUUCUUGUCCUUGAUGGUAUUGUCCAGUUGACUGAUAAGGAUGAAUGUGCGUACCAGGAAAUGAUUACUCACCUUCCGCUUUGCUCAAUUCCAUCCCCAAAGAAAGUUUUGGUUAUUGGAGGUGGUGAUGGUGGAGUCCUUCGGGAGAUAUGUAGACAUGGUUCUGUGGAGUCAAUUGAUAUAUGUGAAAUUGAUCAGCUAGUUAUUGAUGUUUGUAAAGAUUUCUUCCCAGAUUUAUCUGUUGGAUUCAAAGAUCCUCGUGUUCGGCUUCAUGUUGGUGAUGCUGUGGAGUUCUUAAGGAAUGCUCCUGAAGGGACAUAUGAUGCUAUUAUUGUCGAUUCAUCAGACCCGAUUGGGCCUGCCCAGGAACUUGUGGAGAAGCCAUUUUUUGACACAAUCGCAAGAGCUUUGAGGCCUGGUGGUGUUCUUUGUAAUCAGGCUGAGAGCAUGUGGUUGCAUACGCAUCUUAUCCAGGACAUGCUUUCGAUCUGCCGUGAGACAUUCAAGGGUUCUGUCCACUAUGCCUGGACGAGUGUCCCGACAUAUCCCAGUGGUGUGAUUGGGUUUCUGCUAUGUGCCAAAGAAGGUCCACCAGUCAACUUCCUGACUCCUGCAAAUCCAAUUGAAAAACUAGAAGGAGCUAUGGAAGCAGGAAGGGAUAUUAGAUUUUAUAAUUCAGAGAUGCAUAGAGCCGCAUUUGUUCUCCCAACCUUUGCAAGGAGAGAGCUAGAGGCGUAUUGUACUACCGUUGAAAGGGAACAACAAGAAGAAACAACGGCCGAGCCUCUGAAGAUGAACAUUAUGCCGAACAGUGAAAUUCUUACUGCUUCCUAGAUCAGGGUUUUUGCCUGCUCACAUCAUUGGAUAAUCAAGAAACCAUUCCUUCACCUUACAGCGUUGGACUUGACCUAGUAUUGUAUUAUUAUUAAAUACAGUAGCAUGUAGCGAUUGCAUUAAGCAGUGGACUGCAUUACGACCAACGCAUCACCGAGGCUUACGGCUUGUAAUCCAUAUUGUAGACUGUUGAAAUGAGUGAGGCUUAAUAAUAAAAAAGGAGAGAUGAGGAUCUGACAGGAUUGUGACACGUAUUAUAACCUUAUAUGUAACAUAAUCAAUUUGCUGCUUGUUGUUACAGCUUUGUUUAA
Messenger RNA from Oryza sativa Japonica Group (Japanese rice), 1698 nucleotides. Its product is annotated as spermine synthase. The record is from RefSeq and is a predicted model, not a curated record. Gene Ontology annotation, molecular function: catalytic activity. NCBI's taxonomy places the organism in Eukaryota, Viridiplantae, Streptophyta, Magnoliopsida, Poales, Poaceae.